AAUGCCUCAUCUUGCAGUGUGCAGGAACAUAAUGCUCGAAAUGACCUCUAGCCAUCAUUUUUCGCAACAAGUAUAAUCCUGGGACAACAACUGCAAGCCCUUGUGAUGCAGACGAAGCGAGAAUUUAGAGUCCAAGGCGCUGGCAGCGGCUCCCACACGCAGUCAGCAUCGGAGGCCCGCGGUCUGGAGAAGUACGAGAAGCUAGGUAAGCUCGGCGAGGGCUCGUACGGCACCGUGUACAAGUGCCGUAACCGCGAGACGGGCCAGGUGGUGGCUAUCAAGAAGUUCCUCGAGGCUGAGGACGACCCCGUCAUUCGCAAGAUCGCCGUCAGAGAGGUCCGCAUGCUCAAGCAACUGAAGCACCCGAACCUGGUCAACCUGCUGGAGGUGUUCCGCCGCCGCAAACGACUGCACCUGGUGUUCGAGUUCUGCGACAGCACCGUCCUCGACGAGCUGGAGAAGUGUAACAGGGGAAUGGGCGAGGAGCGCGCGCGCAAGAUCACCUGGCAGGUGGUGCAGGCGGUGAACUUCUGCCACUCACGCAGCUGCAUCCACCGCGACGUCAAGCCCGAGAACCUGCUCAUCACGCACGACGACGUCGUCAAGCUCUGCGACUUCGGAUUCGCCCGGAGCAUGAGCGGUCAGGGGGAGAACCUGACGGACUACGUGGCCACGCGCUGGUACCGGGCGCCCGAGUUGCUGGUGGGCGACACGCAGUACGGACCGCCCGUCGACGUCUGGGCCAUCGGCUGCGUGCUGGCCGAGCUGGUGCGAGGCCACGCCCUCUGGCCGGGCCGCUCGGACCUCGACCAGCUCUACCUGAUCCGGAGGACUCUCGGUGAUCUUAUGCCGCGUCACAUGCAGAUAUUCAAGACCAACAGGUUCUUCCGCGGCAUGAGCAUACCUGAAACCGACAAGAGGGAUAGCCUCGAACAGAAGCUGGCCAAAUACUGCAGCAAAGACUGUGUCGACUUCAUCACGCGCUGUGUGGACAAGGAUCCGGAGACGAGGCCGACCUGCACCCAGCUGAUGAAGCACAAUUUCCUAAAGCAGUACUCCGAGAAGCAGCCGGUGGCGCGGCUUCCGCGGCUGCGUGGCGCCGACCAGUCCGCUGACCGUACAGCUGGCGCCGACCGGUUCGCUGUCCGGAAAGCUGGCGCCGACCGGUCCGCUCUGGCGCUGACCGGCCCGCUGUCCGGCCACUGGCGCUAA
Pollicipes pollicipes is the source of this 1212-nucleotide messenger RNA. Its product is annotated as cyclin-dependent kinase-like 1. Gene Ontology annotation, molecular function: protein kinase activity; ATP binding. The transcript has 10 exons. The coding region runs from base 106 to 1212 and encodes 368 amino acids. The record is from RefSeq and is a predicted model, not a curated record. Lineage: Eukaryota; Metazoa; Arthropoda; Thecostraca; Pollicipedomorpha; Pollicipedidae. Gene Ontology annotation, biological process: protein phosphorylation.